GAACUUUCGAUGCCCUCUUUUUCUCUCUCUCUCUCUCUCUACUUGUCUUUGUCGAUCCCUUUGUUGUUCUUCAACUCCCGUGGGGGGGUUUUGAUUCUCUGAUCCCACGCCACCCACAGCUCACCAAGAGAGAAACCCACUAUCCCCCACCGGGUUUCUCUCAAGAAAGGAAUCAUAUCCCUUAUUAUAUACGGGAUAAUACAUUCAUAUUCAUAUAUACGCACGCACCUAUAUUUUUUUUAUAAAAAAAAAUAAAAAUACAAUAUCAUUUGUGUCUGUAUUUCUGUGAUUGUACGUCGUUUUCACCUGUUAUUGGUGUUUAAGAGCAUUGGCCCAAGCAAGAGUUAGAGAAGGGGAACAAGAAGAAGAAGAAGAAGAAAAGGCAGCGCUUUUCUUUGACUGAUCUCUGCAAUGGGGGCGCUCGGGCGGAUUUAAGUGUAAAGACAGAAUUGGGUCUUUUUAUCUGUUUCAUUAUUGUGAAGAUAGUGGCGGAGUCCAAUGGACACCAAAGGAAGGCUUAUUGCUGGUUCACACAAUAGGAAUGAGUUUGUACUCAUCAAUGCUGAUGAGAUUGGAAGAGUUACUUCUGUAAAGGAAUUGAGUGGACAGAGUUGUCAGAUUUGUGGAGAUGAGAUUGAAAUUACAGUUGAUGGGGAGCCAUUUGUUGCUUGCAAUGAAUGUGCAUUCCCUGUUUGUCGACCCUGUUAUGAGUAUGAAAGGAGGGAAGGCAAUCAAGCUUGUCCUCAGUGCAAAACUAGGUACAAGCGUUUAAAAGGGAGUCCUAGAGUUGAAGGAGAUGAAGAAGAGGAUGAUUUUGAUGAUCUUGACCAUGAGUUUGAUUAUAAUAGCAAUGUAAGAAGAGAUCCUCACCACGUUGCUGAGGCAGCACUGGCUGCUCGCCUUAAUGCUUAUGGUGUUAACGGUUCUGGAAUCAUGACACCAUCGGAAGCAGAUCCCUCUGCUCCUGGCUCAGAAAUCCCUCUCCUUACCUAUGGUGAAGAGGACGAUGGAAUUUCAGCUGAUAAGCAUGCUCUUAUUAUCCCUCCAUUUAUGGGACGUGGAAAAAAGGUUCAUCCUGUGCCGUUUUCAGAUACAGCAUCUGUGACCUCUUUGCCACCUCGACCAAUGGAUCCAAAGAAGGACUUGGCAGUCUAUGGUUAUGGUACUGUUGCAUGGAAAGAAAGAAUGGAGGAAUGGAAAAAAAAGCAGGGUGAUAAGCUGCAGGUGGUUAAGCAUGAAGGAGAUAAAGGCGGUGGGAAGAAUGGUGGAGAUGAGCCGGAUGAUCCUGAUUUGCUUAAGAUGGAUGAAGGUAGACAGCCACUUUCAAGGAAGAUACCGAUUCCCUCAAGCAAACUAAGCCCUUACAGAUUAAUCAUUUUACUCCGCAUGGUGAUUCUUGGGUUGUUUUUCCAUUAUAGAAUUCUCCACCCUGUCAAUGAUGCAUAUGGUUUGUGGCUGACUUCUAUUAUAUGUGAGAUUUGGUUUGCUGUAUCGUGGAUAUUUGAUCAGUUCCCGAAAUGGUUCCCUAUUCAGCGAGAAACGUACUUAGAUAGACUGUCACUUAGGUAUGACAAAGAAGGGAAGCCUUCUGAGUUAGCCCAUAUUGACGUAUUUGUGAGUACUGUGGAUCCCAUGAAAGAACCUCCACUCAUAACUGCAAAUACUGUUCUCUCCAUCCUCGCUGUAGAUUAUCCAGUCGAUAAGGUCUCAUGCUAUGUCUCAGAUGAUGGUGCUGCCAUGCUUACUUUUGAGGCCCUGUCUGAGACAUCUGAAUUUGCAAGGAAAUGGGUCCCGUUCUGUAAAAGAUACUGCAUAGAACCCCGGGCACCGGAGUGGUACUUUGCUCAGAAGAUUGAUUAUCUGAGAAACAAAGUGGAUCCAACUUUUGUGAGGGAACGAAGAGCAAUUAAGAGAGAGUAUGAGGAGUUUAAGGUUCGGAUCAAUGGGUUGGUUGCCAUGGCACAGAAGGUUCCUGAGGAUGGCUGGACCAUGCAAGAUGGUACUCCUUGGCCUGGAAACAAUGUCAGGGAUCACCCUGGAAUGAUCCAGGUUUUCCUGGGCCACGAUGGUGUCCAUGACAUUGAAGGUAAUGAAUUGCCUCGUCUCAUUUAUGUUUCUCGUGAGAAGAGGCCAGGUUAUGAACACCACAAAAAAGCAGGGGCUAUGAAUGCAUUGGUCCGAGUGUCAGCUGUCAUCUCAAAUGCUCCUUACUUACUCAAUGUGGAUUGUGAUCAUUAUAUCAAUAACAGCAAGGCACUCCGGGAAGCUAUGUGUUUUAUGAUGGACCCUCAAUCUGGCAAAAAGAUUUGCUAUGUGCAAUUUCCUCAAAGAUUUGAUGGAAUUGAUCGACAUGAUAGAUACUCAAAUCGUAAUGUUGUCUUCUUUGAUAUAAAUAUGAAAGGACUCGAUGGGAUUCAGGGCCCAAUAUAUGUCGGCACUGGAUGUGUCUUCAGAAGGCAAGCGCUUUAUGGAUAUGAUGCCCCCAAGAAGGCAAAACCCCCUGGAAAAACAUGCAACUGUUGGCCGAAGUUAUGUUGCUGUUGCUGUGGAUCUCGAAGGAAGAACACCAAAGGAAAAUCGAAGGAUAAAAAGAAGACUAAAGCCAAGGAAGCUUCAACACAGAUUCAUGCUCUAGAAAAUAUCGAGGAGGGAAUUGAAGGAAUUGAUAGUGUCAAAGCAUCUCUCAUGCCUCAAAUUAAACUCGAGAAAAAAUUUGGGCAGUCACCUGUUUUUGUGGCUUCAACACUACUUGAGAACGGUGGUAUUCCCCCGGGAGCAACAUCAGCAUCCCUUUUGAAAGAAGCUAUUCAUGUCAUAAGUUGUGGUUACGAAGACAAAACCGAAUGGGGAAAGGAGGUUGGAUGGAUUUACGGCUCUGUUACUGAGGAUAUCUUAACCGGGUUUAAGAUGCACUGUCAUGGCUGGAGAUCCGUGUACUGCAUGCCUAAAAGGCCUGCGUUCAAAGGGUCUGCUCCCAUCAACCUUUCAGAUCGUUUGCACCAGGUUCUUCGGUGGGCAUUGGGAUCUGUUGAGAUUUUAUUGAGCAAACAUUGCCCUAUUUGGUAUGGAUAUGGGUGUGGUUUAAAACCACUGGAGCGAUUCUCCUACAUAAACUCAGUCGUUUAUCCAUUGACCUCUAUUCCCCUGAUUGCAUAUUGUUCACUCCCAGCAGUCUGCUUACUCACUGGGAAAUUCAUUGUUCCCGAGAUUAGUAACUACGCAAGUAUCCUCUUCAUGGCUAUGUUCAUAUCAAUUGCUGCCACUAGUAUCAUGGAGAUGCAGUGGGGAGGUGUUGGCAUAGACGAUUGGUGGAGAAACGAGCAGUUCUGGGUGAUUGGUGGUGCCUCGUCCCACCUUUUUGCACUUUUCCAAGGUCUCCUCAAAGUUUUGGCCGGAGUGAGCACGAACUUCACAGUGACAUCCAAAGCAGCGGAUGAUGGGGAGUUUUCGGAGCUUUACCUCUUUAAGUGGACGUCUCUCUUGAUCCCUCCCAUGACUCUGUUAAUCAUCAACAUCAUUGGUGUGAUAGUCGGUGUUUCAGACGCCAUCAACAAUGGGUAUGAUUCGUGGGGACCGCUAUUUGGCAAGCUUUUCUUUGCAAUCUGGGUUAUUGUCCAUCUCUAUCCUUUCCUCAAAGGUUUGAUGGGGAAACAGAAUGGGGUUCCUACGAUUAUCGUUGUGUGGUCUAUUCUUCUGGCUUCUAUCUUCUCGCUAUUGUGGGUCCGAAUAAACCCCUUCGUGUCAAGAGAUGGACUUGUGUUAGAAGUUUGCGGGUUGGACUGUGAGUAACAAGGAAAAUAGAUGAUCUGGUCUGAGCGUAGAAGAAAUGUUGCGUGGGAUGUAUUUCCCGGGGAGAGACAAAAGCGCAUCCCGUCAUGGUUUGAUUGCCCAGGAUUCAUAUAUAUGAGUUGGAUAAAUGGAAGGAAGGGGCUGUAGUUGUGUAUAGAUUUAAAGGGCAGGGCAUGGUAGUUUUGAAUGGGAAAGUUCUCUUUCUUUUUUGAUAUUCAUUCUUUUGGUAGUGUGGGAUUUGUGGCUUGCAAUCAAUGUCUGUGAAAUCCCAAAAGGUAGGAAUUAAUAUAAGAUUAUUACCACAUCCCCUUCUUAUUAAGGGACUUAAUUGCACACACAAAUAUAAUGUUGUGUACUUUUCAUAGUAAUUUGCAUUGCAGAAACAGUGUGUAGAAACUCAA
Molecule: messenger RNA, 4190 nt
Organism: Ipomoea triloba (trilobed morning glory)
Lineage: Eukaryota; Viridiplantae; Streptophyta; Magnoliopsida; Solanales; Convolvulaceae
Product: cellulose synthase A catalytic subunit 2 [UDP-forming]-like
Exons: 14
Coding region: 499-3789 (1096 amino acids)
Biological process (GO): cellulose biosynthetic process; plant-type primary cell wall biogenesis
Cellular component (GO): plasma membrane; trans-Golgi network
Molecular function (GO): cellulose synthase (UDP-forming) activity
Source: RefSeq, a predicted model, not a curated record